ACUACUCAGUGCUCCGCUCUAAAUCUGCUCAUUGGAUCGGAGACAACCACUCCUGCUAUCAACGCACUGGUUCGAGAUAUCACCAUUGAAAGUUCUACGCCUAACCGGACAGUUUUGCGCGAUAUGCGGCGACAAAGGGCUGAAGGUCUAUUGGCUUCAAAUCAGGCAAAGCAAGACGCUCGUGUCAAUACGAAUAGAAAAGCACCUAGGUCUUUUACUGUGAACGAUUUGGUUUUCGUUAUAAAAUCAUCCCAAUCCACAGAUAAGCUUGAUAGUGGCAUGCGGGGUCCAUAUCGCAUCAUUAGAACGCUGUCUAACAACCGGUACGAGCUGCAGUUGAUAGCGGGCUCGUAUGGCAAGACUACACAGGCGGCCGCGGAGUAUAUGAUGCCCUGGAAUGGCGAAUGGACCCCGGAAACCUGCUCUGCCUUCUUUGAUUGUGUAGAAGACCCGAUUGUGGAGGCAGUGCCAGAGCUACGACAAGAGCCACAGCCGGGACCAAGCCGCUGUGCGCCACACCCAGGCCAUAGGCCAGCCGAGGAGAGCAGCGAGGACGCAGCUCCGUCAGGAGAGGCCGUGUUAGCGGCAUCCCCUACUCAUAUGGCAACACCGACGACCGAAGCUAUAUAAGGACGCUCCAACCAACACUUGCCCUCUUUUUUAUUCUUUCGUUCGAAGCGCGCGCUCUUAAGAUUACGUUCAUUUCUUUUGUAAAUUAUAAUUUUGUAAAAUAUAUCCGAUUUGUUUUGUGCCGUGUUUUGUGUCGUUUUUUUUUAAAUAAAUUUGU
This is a messenger RNA of Pectinophora gossypiella (pink bollworm), 787 nucleotides long. RefSeq lists its product as uncharacterized. The coding region runs from base 124 to 630 and encodes 168 amino acids. The record is from RefSeq and is a predicted model, not a curated record. The transcript has 2 exons. NCBI's taxonomy places the organism in Eukaryota, Metazoa, Arthropoda, Insecta, Lepidoptera, Gelechiidae.